AAUAAACAUGAAUAAUCAAGACCAGCCAGGAUCGUCGCACCAGAACGAGGAUUCAUCGCCCGACGACGAUGUUGAGGAGAUUCUUCGAAAUAAUCCGAUGCUCAACGUUAUCCUUGGCCGCACCCAAUUAAUGGCAAAUGAUCAGAUUCCCGAAGCGUUCAGACCCGUGCACCCAGGUUUAUAUUCUGCGGCGCUUGCUCACGAGCAAAUCAUUGACGUGGUCCGAGCACGAGUCGUCGAACAGCGUGAAAUGCAGGGAAGUUCGGAUUCUGGAGCACUGGAAAACGAUUUAAACCGAACUUUGGAAGUCACUGAGGAUGCCGAAGUCAUGGAAAAUUGGGUUUCAAUAUACGAACUGCUGAAUCCUUCUGAACUUCGAAGCCGAAAAAAUGGCCUAACUGAGCCAGUCAACGAUAUUCUGAAAGCCUUUUUGGAGCUGAACAUGGAGAACUUUGCCGAAAAACUGACCCCGAUUUUCCACGAUCUCAAGCUGGACAAUCGUAUCCUGCAUAUAUUGAAAACGGCUGAGCAAUGUUGUCGCCGUGAAGAUAUCGACAAGAGGUUUAUUCCGGAGCACUGCACAAUUGCACGCAACUUUUUGAAAGCGACUUUCUACACUGGACCCAAGCGAACCGACAACUUCAUCUUCCAGAGCAACCUGUUUUCCACGUCUUGCGGAUCGCUUAUAUCUAAAUCUGGCGAACCAAUUGUGUAAUAUUUUUCCCCCACAUUGUUUUAAUUCCUAUUUUUUUCCUUCUGGAAUAUUCUGAUUUGAAUCAAUUUUUGUAAAUAAUUUGUUAUUUUGCGCACAAAUUUGUAUUUUUCGUAUUCUGAUAAAGCCGGUCAAACGAACAAA
Molecule: messenger RNA, 856 nt
Organism: Caenorhabditis elegans
Lineage: Eukaryota; Metazoa; Nematoda; Chromadorea; Rhabditida; Rhabditidae
Gene: F54D10.5
Exons: 4
Coding region: 8-715 (235 amino acids)
Source: RefSeq, marked reviewed